Messenger RNA from Trichomonas vaginalis G3, 1368 nucleotides. RefSeq names its product proteasome regulatory particle assembly. NCBI's taxonomy places the organism in Eukaryota, Parabasalia, Trichomonadida, Trichomonadidae. The record is from RefSeq and is a predicted model, not a curated record. Bases 1 to 1368 code for a protein of 455 amino acids. Gene Ontology annotation, molecular function: protein binding. The transcript has a single exon.
AUGGAAAUAAUUAAAGAUUAUAAUGAUGCAAUUACAGCAAUAUACAGAUUGAAAACGUACAAAGAAGAAGAAAUAGAGACGAUUUACCAACUGAUUAAAAGAAACUUGAUCGAAACCAAAUUCUUUACGCCCUCUCAGAUUAUUCACAUCAUAGAAUCUGUCUCUAUUUAUAACAAUGAAUACAUGAUGUCAUACCUGAUCCUCUUCAAAAGGAUUUAUGAUGAAUAUAAUCCAAUCAAUUUACAAAAUAUCGGGAAAAUUUUUGCCUACUUAAUUUAUAAAGAGUACGGAAUCAUAAUUGGAAAAUCAUAUGAAUAUGGAGAACUUGGAUACAUUGCUACCAUUCAUCCAGAAGGUACAAUUUGGAAGGCAAUAAUGGACGACGAUAAACAGUCAUUUAUCGUAUUUACUCAGAACGAAGGAUUCAAUAAAGAUAAAACACUAAUAUGUGAAUUAUAUUCCCCUACAAAAGAUGGAUUAUCUUAUCUUGAACUAUGUUGUUAUCAUGGAUCAGUAUCAAUUUUCAAAUAUUUGCGAGAAGAAUUCAAUUCAGAAAUUACAGAAACAUGCGUACAAUUUGCAUUUUUAAGUGGAAAUCCAGAUAUCCUAUCUGAAUGUAUAAAUCAAAUAUACACCCUCAAUCGUUGUUACUGUAUGAAAUUUGCCAUCAUUUCUCAUAACAUCGAUUUUGUUACUUAUUUGAUGAAUGAGCAUGCAAUGAAAAUAUCGCCAUAUGAAUGUUCCUGGUAUUUGAACAUUCUUGCAUUCAUUGUUUACAUGGAUUCCAUAAAGGAUUUCAACAAAGGUUUUGUUGAAUCACUUCGAUUUAAUCAUCCAGCACUUUGUGAAUAUUUCCUUUCAAAAGGUGCAAAGAUUGAUAACAAUUCAAGUCAUGAAACAGUUCUUCAUUAUGCUGCCGAAUAUUGCAAUGGAAAAAUAAUCGACUUGCUUAUUUCACAUGGAGCAGAUGUUUUGAGGAAGAAUAAAUACAAGCAGACAGCACUUCAUCUUGCAUUAGAAUAUAACAAUCAGGAAGCAGCGGAAGUACUUAUUUCAAGAGGGGCAAAUAUCAAAGCAAAGGAUAAUUUGUCUAACCAAACAGCUCUUCACAUCGCAGCAAAAAAUAAUUGUGUAAAAAUUGUUGAACUUCUUAUUUCACAUGGAGCAAAAAUUGACAUUCCCAAUAAUGAAGGCGAAACUCCCCUUCAUUAUGCAGCAUAUAAUAAUAGCAAAGAAGCAUUGGAAAUUCUAGUUUUGCAUGGUGCAGAUGUUAAAGCCAAAACAAAAUAUGGAAAAACUGCCCUCGAUUAUAUGAGAUCAAAAUACAAUAAAGAAAUUGUGGAUAUUCUUGUUUCACAUGGCGCUUAA